AUGGCUACCUUCGCCGCCCUCUUCCUCAUCCUCUAUACUCUCUCCGUCGCCACAACCGUAGAACCCUCCCCCUCUCCAGAUCUAGUCCGUUCCUCAUGCCUACACGCCACCUUCCCGAAGGUCUGUGUCACCAGCCUCACCUUAUACAAAGGCCCCGUCACUACCCCACGGGAGCUAGCACAGGCCGCCAUCAAAGUCAGCAUCUCUCGAGCCUCCAAGGCGUCCGACUUUCUUUCCGGCCUGCAGAAGGAGGCGAACAAAAGGGAGAUAGGGGCGAUGAAGGACUGCGCUUCCCAGAUAUCGGAUUCCGUCGACGAUCUCAGGAAGACGCUCGGUGAACUGAAGCAGCUGAGAAGAGGGACAUUCAGGUGGCAGAUGAGCAAUGCCGAGACAUGGGUGAGUGCAGCAUUGACAAACGAAGAUACAUGUCUUGAUGGGUUCAAGGAGAUCGAAGGGAGGGUGAGAUCCGACGUCAAAAAGAAGAUAACAAAUGUGGCUAAAGUCACCAGUAAUGCACUGUAUCUCAUCAAUCGCCUCGAUCACCCCUGA
Messenger RNA from Lactuca virosa, 549 nucleotides. The record is from the annotation of a GenBank genome assembly. NCBI's taxonomy places the organism in Eukaryota, Viridiplantae, Streptophyta, Magnoliopsida, Asterales, Asteraceae.